AUGGGCUUCAAAUUCACCCACUUGUGUGAUCUGUUGUCCAGCCUAGAUGACAGCAGAACAGCCCAUGCAUCCACGGCGGCCAGGAACGAGAAUCCUGAUAUCAGAACAGUCGCCCGGUGGUUCUCUCAAUAUGGACGACUCAUUCAUAAUGCUGAUACAGACCGUGUGGCGUUGCUUCGGUGCAUGUUCCCCGAAAAACGAACGGACCGAGUAUACUGGCUGCAAGCCACGCAGCUAUCAAGAGUCAUCGGCCGUUGCUUGGGCUUGGGAUCGUCGCGACUUUCCGAACUCAACGGAUGGCAAAGCCCUGGUGGUUCCGAUCUCGGAGGUUGUGUCGAAGUUGUCAUGCGGCAAGCCGAGAAUUAUAUUCCGGCCGGCCAGGAGUUGUCGGUAGAAGAAAUUGACCGCGCCAUGGGUAUGCUUGCAUCACGUUGCCGCUUCUCUGGCCCUCAGACCCGUCGGAAUCGUACAGCUGUGGAUGUGGAACAAACUCUAUCAAAACUGUACCGUCGGUCAAGUAGCCGCGAUGCCAAAUGGCUCACUCGCAUGAUUCUCAAAAGCUACUCCCCCGUCGUUUUCCCAGAAAAGUACACCCUGAAGAGAUUUCACUUUCUUCUGCCGCAACUGCUCCAGCUUCAAAACUCCUUUGAAGGGGCGUUGGAGAUGCUCGCUUCAGACCCAAUAAACCACUUCCCUCCAAACCCGGAUCCCCAAGCAGCUCGGAGUCUUAGCAUCAUUGCUCUACAACAUAUGCGCCCUCGGCCUGGUAUCAAGGUCGGGCGACCCGAUUAUUACAAAGCUCGAAGUAUCAAGCAUUGUCACCAAAUGGCCAACGGUCGUCGAAUGAGCAUUGAACGGAAAUACGAUGGUGAAUACUGUCAGAUUCACGUUGAUCUCUCUAACAAGUAUACCCCCGUUCAGAUCUUCUCCAAAAGUGGUAAGGACUCGACUGCAGAUAAAGAUAAGAUCAUACCUGUGAUAGAGGAAUCGCUCCGCGCUGGAUUGCCUGACUGCAAAUUUGCGCACCGCUGUAUCGUUGAGGGAGAGCUGCUUGUAUGGAAUGGCCAGAAUUGUGAACUGAUGGACUUCAACAGAAUUCGGAGGUUCAUUCCACGAUCUGGCAUUUUGAUUGGCGUUGAUAAUGAUUCUCCGCCGCAACCGUACGAGCACUUGAUGAUCAUGUUCUUUGACAUUCUUCUCCUCGAUAACGACGUAUGCCUUGCCAAGCCUCAUCGGGAGAGACGACUACUCCUACAGCAAGUGGUAAAGACCGUCCCAGGCCGAGCGGACCUCGCCUAUCAGGAAGUCCUGGACUUCAACCGAGUUGAUAGCUACCAUCGGCUCGAACGGACUUUCGAGAAAGCAAUUACUAAACGUUGGGAGGGCUUUGUCUUGAAGGCUUCUGAUGAGCCUUAUUUUCCGACAUACUCCACUGGUACGGAUCAUAUCCCUGGCCGAUGGAUCAAACUCAAGAAAGAUUAUAUACCCGGUCUUGGAGACACAUUAGACCUCGCGCUGGUCGGAGCUAGCUACAACACGCGGGACGCUCCUGAUUUGGGGCAAAUAAAAGGACUCAAAUGGACUCACUUUCUUGUUGCUUGUCUCCUGAACCCGGAUCAUGUCAAACAGGGCGAUGCUUUGCCGCGUUUCCGAAUCGUCGACGUGAUUAACCGACACUGCAUGAGCAUUCAGACCAUGCAGACCCUCAAUCAAAUCGGCGAGUUUUAUGCACGUCAACCUGAAACUUUCAAAGGUUUUCACAUUGAUUACGGGCACCAGGCCAUUCCCCCUGCAACCACCUUGUUCAAGCAACCGUUCAUCGUCGAGAUGUUGGGCAGUGGAUUUGAAAAGCCGUCUGGCGCAAGAUAUUCCACACUUCGAUUUCCUCGGAUUUUGAAAAUACACUCGGACAGAGCGCUGGAAGAAUGUACGUCAUUCCAAGAACUACAGCUUUCAGCAGAACAUGCCCGGGCUGUGCCUGCGGAUGAACUGGAAGAACGCGAGAAAUGGUCAAGACGCCUCAAGGCUGGUAGUGGACUUAAUCAGUGCAUUGUGCGAUCUCCAAGCCCGGAAGCGACUUGUUCAGACACCGACGAGGAAAUGAAUUCCCCGUCAUCCGAGGUUUUAGCCGCUACUUCUUCUGAAGAAAGUGUUAUGGACGCAUGUCCAUUAAUGGAAGGGCUGCGUGAAGAUUCAAUACGGAAAGGGAGCCAGGAUAGAUCAUACAAUGGCCAUCCACUGUCUCCACUAGUCUACAUUGAUGAGAAAAUGCCUCCCACGCAAGAUGAAAAUCCUGUUCUUGAAAACAUUCUACUCGUCGACAACGGGAACCUGUCGUCGCGUCAACAUUCCAGCCAGAAGGAUGGAAAGAUCGCAUCGCAGAAAUCCUCGGGCUUUGUACGUCCCGUGUGGACAAGUACUUUCAUAUCCGCACACGAAGACCGCUCCCAGGAAUUACACGAGGCGCAGGAACGGCUUUCAGACAAGCUAGUGGUGUCAACAUCAUCCAAGCACAAACGCAAGAUGUCACCCCAAUCUCCUUUGACAACGAUCCCCAUAUGGACACCUGAAACCUCACUAGGUAGUUUUACGCUUCCCAAAAUUGAUGAAAAAUCAAACAACGAUCACGAAUCUUGUCAUUUGGAUGAAUUUGUUCGGUAUCUCUGCUCUGGUGAAUCUGCUUCUUCCCUCCACCAAUCAAACCCCUAUGCCGCGUCACAGGGGACAGGGUUUGGCAUUGUCCUAUUCAAUCCCAAAGCAACUCAGCUAGGGGGAGAAAUGCACCGUCUUGCCACAACCCUUUCCAGUUUCGUCCAUACUGGAACAAGUCCAGUCCCCUCCGUGGGAAGCAUAUUCUUUUUGGGGUCAAGCAUGUUGGAACGUGAUAUACGCCCCGGUGACCUUCGUUUCUGCUUGCGUGAUACGUGGGCAACUAUUGGACGUGAUCAUUUCUAUGGAUGCCUUUCAUGGAGACUCAGCGAGCGAUCUGAUGGUAUAUCCGUCGGAAGAGAGAAACUACGCUCUGAAUCGGGUCACCGUCGUUGUGACAUGCCAAAAGAGACGCCAGAGGCUCCGCGCUUUGGACCAAGGGCCCUAUGGAUUGAGAUGACCUUCGAUGAAACAGCCAUUACUGUGUUGGGCGAGUAUACCUCGAUCGAACCUUUAGCUCAUGUUUUAUAUACUUGA
This is a messenger RNA of Penicillium egyptiacum, 3186 nucleotides long. Lineage: Eukaryota; Fungi; Ascomycota; Eurotiomycetes; Eurotiales; Aspergillaceae. The record is from the annotation of a GenBank genome assembly.